CACCUGAGUUAAAUUAUGUCUAACACCUGUCUCUAAUUUCAGUGAGCAUGGGGAGAGCGGCAUAAAUAGAGCCUGGGCACCAGAGAGCCAAAUAAGAAGCAAGGAGUUUGUUAUUACGAAUGCUGAGAGUUUAUUUUGUGAAGUGGUGUGUGUGAUUAUAGACUAACUUAGUGAACAACGCAAAGACUCUAGAGAGAAAAUAAAAAUCCUUACCUGAACCAGGAAAGCUGCUUCUCGCCUCUUCCUUACACUGAGACGUGUUACACUAGUGCCAAAACCCAGGAAUUGAAGUUUGGGUUGAAGAUGGAUGGAAGUCGCCCCGUAGAGUCCUCCCAGUUGGCGGAGAUCCUCCAAGCCCUCGCUGGCCUACAUCAGAGCCACCAGCAGACGCUGCUUGAGCUCCGACAAGAUCAAGAUCGCCGGUUUGGCGAGCUCCUACACGCUCAAGCAGAGGACCGGCAGGCGAUCCGGAGCCUCCUCAGCCAGGAGGCGUCCCCAGCCGCGACCCCGGACACUCACACGCUGUUACCCCCGCCCGCAUUACAGACAAUGGGGGCUGCGGACGACCCCGAGGCCUUCCUGGAUUUGUUUGAGCGGACCGCCGAGAUCUGGGUCUGGCCGCUCGGCCAAUGGGCGGCCCGACUUAUCCCACUGUUGUCUGGGGAAGCCCAGCUCGAGGCUCAACAACUGCCAGCGACGAGCCUCCUGGCCUACGGAGAUUUAAAGAGAGCCGUCCUGCAACGGGUUGGUCGCACUCCGGAGGAAAGCCGUCAACUCUUCCGGAGCUUGAAGUUGGAGAGCUCCGACCGCCCGUUUGCCUUCGCCCAGCGGCUCCGUGACGCCUGCCGAAGAUGGCUGCUAGCGGGGGACCGCGACGUCGACGGAAUUAUCAACCAGGUGGUACUGGAGCAAUUAACACAUCGACUGCCAAAAGGGAUGGCGGAGUGGGUCCAGUGCCACCGCCCGGUGUCAUUGGAGGAAGCUGUCCGGCUUGCGGAGGACCACAUGGCGGCGAUCCCGAGGGUGGAAGAGCCCUCCCACAUUCUCUCUCCUCCCUCUGUCUCUUCCCCCUCCCCUCUCUCCUCUCGUUCUACUCUCUCUCCAGGUCCCGUUCCUGCCCCACGCAGACGAGGAGGACUUCAGCCCCUGAGACCAGUUCCCCGGGUGUGGGAGGUGACACCUUCCCCUAUUCCAAUGCCCCGCCGCUCUCCCCCUCGGGGGGGGGGUGCCCGCCGAUGCAAGUGCGGGCGUAGCGCCUGGGCCGGCCUGCUGGAGGUGCGGAGACCCGGGCCACUUCCGAGAUCAGUGCCCUCUGAUGGAGCUGGGGAUGGUGGUGUGCGUCUCUGACCUCCCACAGGCUGCCCCCGACUGGGCCGGAGUGUACCGGAUACCGACAGAUGCUUCAGACAGGGGGCUGGGGGCCGUACUCUCACAGGUGGUGCAGGGGCAGGAGCGCCCGGUGUUGUACAUUAGCCGUAAGCUCUCCUUGAGGGAAACUAAGUACAGCAUUGUAGAAAAGGAGUGUCUCGCCAUCAAGUGGGCGGUCCUCACUCUCCGAUACUACCUGUUGGGGUGGGCCUUCACCCUCUGUUCUGAUCACGCCCCACUCCAGUGGCUCCACCGCAUGAAAGAUACCAAUGCCCGGAUCACCCGUUGGUACCUGGCUCUUCAGCCAUUUAAGUUCAAGGCGGUCCACAGACCGGGGGCGCAGAUGGCUGUCGCCGACUUCCUUUCCAGGAAUGGGGGGAGUGGUAGGCAGGCCGGAUGCCGCCCCGGCCUGAGUCGGGCGGUGGGGAUAUGUGGCAGCAGGGGUGUGGUCAAGCAUCUCUCCGGAGAGAGAGAAAGCGGUAAGGGCUCUUACACCUGAGUUAAAUUAUGUCUAACACCUGUCUCUAAUUUCAGUGAGCACGGGGAGAGCGGCAUAAAUAGAGCCUGGGCACCAGAGAGCCGAAUAAGAAGCAAGGAGUUUGUUAUUACGAAUGCUGAGAGUUUAUUUUGUGAAGUGGUGUGUGUGAUUAUAGACUAACUUGGUGAACAACGCAAAGACUCUGAGAGUGUAAUUCUGCUACAGAGAGAAAAUAAAAAUCCUUACCUGAACCAGGAAAACUGCUUCUCGCCUCCUCCUUACACUGAGACGUGUUACACUGUGCUAUUGAAAGCCCUAUUGAACUUCACUGGACAUGAAGUUUGACCCUUGAUCGGAUUGUCUAAA
Molecule: messenger RNA, 2212 nt
Organism: Myxocyprinus asiaticus (Chinese sucker)
Lineage: Eukaryota; Metazoa; Chordata; Actinopteri; Cypriniformes; Catostomidae
Exons: 2
Coding region: 304-1347 (347 amino acids)
Source: RefSeq, a predicted model, not a curated record